AUGAGCUGGUCUACCGUCUUUUACAUCUGGUCGGGCGUGACGGGUCUAUUGUUCCUGGGCGUGCUUGGUGUUGUGAUCCACGAUGUCAUCCUCUGGAAGCGAAUGCCUCCGGGCCCUCAGCCUCUACCGUUCAUUGGCAACAAAUUCGACAUUCCAGCCAAGUACCCGUGGAUUCAGUUCCAGGAAUGGUCGAGGAAGUACGGGCCAAUCUACACCCUGUGGUUCGGCCGACGUCCGACUGUGAUCAUUUCCGAUCCCAAUGUGGCUGUCGACUUGCUCGAGAAGCGCUCCCACAAGUACAGCUCACGCCCCCGUUUCGUCACCAUGGGCGAGAUCUUCUGGGACAUGAGCAGCAUCCUCGUGCAACCGUACGGCAAGGACUGGUCCGUGCGUCGGAAAGCCCUGCACAGCGUGCUCACUCAGAAAGCGCUGCAGCACUAUAAACCUGUCCAGGAGGCCGAAGCCGCACGUCUCUGUCACCAUCUCCUCGAGCAGCCGGAUGACCUGGACAAUCUUCUGAACCGCUUCACGGCUUCGAUCGUCUUCACCAUCGCCUACGGACACCGCAUCGACAGUAUGCAAUCACCUAUCAUACGCCAACGGAUGAAAAUCAUGCAUUGGAGUGCUUCCCUCAACGUCCCCGGUCGGUACCUCGUCGAGUCAUUGCCCUUCCUCAAACAUGUCCCCGACGCGUUGGCGCCGUGGAAGCGCGAGAUCAAAUCCUGGGGCAGGGAGGAACAGGAGGCAAACGCCCAAUUACUCGACUACGUCCGCGAGGAUAUCGAAAACGCAAAGAUGCCCGGUGCUCCGCCGCUCCCCAACAGUCUGGCGAAGCAGCUGCUGGAAAACCGCGCCGCAGACCCUUCGGCGUUCGCCCUGCUACGUGAGAGAGAUUUUGCCAGUUUGCCCGCCUCGGUGUUUGGGGCCGGCGCAGACACCACCUCGUCUACUCUUUCCUCCGCCAUUCUGGGCAUCAUAACCCACCAAGAAGUCCUCGCGGCUGCGCACGCCGAGCUCGAUGCGGUGAUCGGUCAAGACCGCCUGCCAGGCUACACGGACGAAGCCUCCCUGCCGUACAUCAGAGCCAUCGCCAAGGAGGCCCUUCGCUGGCGCCCAGUCGCCGUGCUGGGCGGGACACCGCACGCGAGCACCGAACCAGACAACUACAACGGGUAUUACAUCCCCAAAGGCACCAACAUCCUCGGGAACAGCUGGGCCAUCAACCGCAACGAGCAGUACUACCCGAACGCCGACCACUUCAACCCGCUGCGCUUCCUCGACGCCGAGGACCCCGCAUCGCUGGGCUACCUGCCCAAGGAGUACCUCGCGUCCACGCCACUGGAACGCGGCGCUCCCCACCCCUCAAAAUCCGGCCACUCGACGUUCGGCUGGGGUCGUCGCAUCUGCCCCGGCGCCGACCUGGCCUCGAACAACCUGUACAUCGCCCUGGCGUGUCUGCUGUGGUGCUUCGACAUCCGCCCGACGAAGGGCUACGUGUACGACACGUACGACUACACCGACGGCUUCAACAUCCGGCCCAACCCCUACAAGUGCGACAUCACCAUCCGGAGCGACCGCCACAGGGAGGUCCUGGAGCGACACUACCAAGAGGCCAAGGAAUAUCUUGUGACGCACUUCCCCUUGUUCAAGGAGCACGAGAUUGUGGUCUAG
This is a messenger RNA of Fonsecaea nubica, 1671 nucleotides long. RefSeq lists its product as hypothetical. Bases 1 to 1671 code for a protein of 556 amino acids. The transcript has a single exon. Lineage: Eukaryota; Fungi; Ascomycota; Eurotiomycetes; Chaetothyriales; Herpotrichiellaceae. The record is from RefSeq and is a predicted model, not a curated record. Gene Ontology annotation, molecular function: iron ion binding; oxidoreductase activity, acting on paired donors, with incorporation or reduction of molecular oxygen; heme binding.